Molecule: messenger RNA, 2061 nt
Organism: Cladophialophora psammophila CBS 110553
Lineage: Eukaryota; Fungi; Ascomycota; Eurotiomycetes; Chaetothyriales; Herpotrichiellaceae
Exons: 1
Coding region: 1-2061 (686 amino acids)
Source: RefSeq, a predicted model, not a curated record
AUGGAUCAAGCGGCAAACCUGACGAGCGGCACAAGCACAACACUCGCCGCAGUCAUUCAGCAUUGGCACCACAAGGCAGCACCUCGAAAGGCAGGCGUUGAGCCUCUCCCGGACGAGCCAAAAAGAGCGUACACAGGAACAAGGACCGACACCACCGAAUUGCAGCCUUCUACACCAAGCACGCCCGACAAGACAUUCUCCGAGCCCCCCUUGCGAGAGUGGCCGCAUGAACCAGUCCCAAUCACCAAUGAACCGGUGGUCGAGCGAUGUCUGGACACAGUCGAUGUGAUACUAUGUCUCCUGCCAUGCGUCCUCAUCAUGAAAGCCGGACUCUGCGUCCUUGCCUCUGAAAUCGACAAGGCGCAUGUGGGACCCUCGAUUGACAAGACCAGCCAAUUGACCCUCCGCCUGAUCGAGUUCAACAACCAGCUCACCACUAUUUCCACAAUCAUUUCCAUCGUGAUUGUCUCCACUACCGUGCGACGGUACGCCCUGUGGAGGGCGGAAAGGGGCACCACGCUCGGGGAAAUCGAGCAACUGCACGCAUCCGUCAGCUUGACAGCCACCUUCAAGGCCAUCUGGUCACUGCGGCGGUUCACCUUCACUGGCGUGGCAUUGAUCUUUCUUUGGUCUUGGUACUACGUGGGAUCGCAGGCAGCAACAAGAGAGUACUCGUACCGCAACUCAGCUAGCUUUGGCAUUCAAUCGGUUGCAUUUCUCUCCCCAUACGCAAUAUCUCCUUUUCAAGGGGACCAAAUUGACAUCGACAAGGUUUCGCCCGUCAAACUGACUGACAUGAGCGCCCGAUAUCACCUGUACAGCUCGUUUACGGCGGGGACGCAGAAGACCAAUGUGCAAGGGGCCAGAGCGGGACAAGGAGCAGACAUCUACGGAGCCACUCUUACUCCGUGGUACGGCCCUGCGCGCGAUAGUUCUUCUCUCGAAUUCGACCAGAAGGAAUGGCUGGAGAUCCCGCACAUGUCCGACCAGCCCGUCAUGUCGUCGAUUGGGACAUCGUUGUAUUGGAUGAACCGGACUCAGGGGGCGAACGCCUGGACGCCGCAGAAGAUGGUCGGGUCCUUUACCUACGAAGUGUCUAGCUUCCAAGCAAAUUGCACGGCGCCCUUUCUCUCCACCAAGCCCAAGCCAAAGGGAUCAUUGCGCGCGGUAUCCACCACGAUGAACAUGACCACCAUGCCUUUGGACCUGAACAAACCCCGCGAAUUAUAUUUCUGGAAUUGGGUCAACGACACCCACAGCCUUACCUCGACCUGCGAUAUGACCAAUGUUACAGUUCGGAUCGACGCCAUCUGCACCGCAGCGACCUGCAAGCCCACGCGGAUGAAACAAAUCAGCACCUCCCCGCGCACGUUGCUCGAUUCCGACGUCUUUGCCACUCCCUUCCUUAACUCCCUUCUCCUGGCGUGCGGGAUGCCGCAACACGAAGGCGACUAUUCGACGUUCGACAGUGACAACGGCCUCGUUGACCUGAAGAGCGACCUCAAUGAAAACAGACUCAACAGUCCAUCACUUCUCGAACAGCGGAGUGCCGAAGCUCAAUUCCCACUAUCGAUGUCGGUCACGCGAUAUGUGAACACGUACUUCACGUCAUCCCAGAUGCUCAGCUUCGAGAGCAGUUUCCAAGAUGAUUUAGCAGUCAACGGGUCCAUUGCGCCGAAGGACAACUCGGACUUUGGUUUCUUGACCAUGGACGGCGCCAUAUAUAACCCCCAAUAUUCUCUGUCAUGGCCGUGGCUGAUGAUGGACAUCCUAUCCAACGUUGUCCUUCUCGGCGCGGCAAUCUGCGCGCUGUGGCUGAGAAAGCACACCCUCGCACCCGACAUCUUUGGGUUCGUGAGCAGCUUGACCAGGGACAACCCGAAUUUGCGUUUGCCGGAGGGAGGGAGCACACUUUCGGGCUUUGAGCGCAGUAGAAGGGUGAAGAUGGUGAGAGUAAAGAUCGCAGAUGUGGAGGAGAAUUUGAGCGUGGGGAGGGUUGGCUUGACGCAGGUCGACGGUACAGAUGUGAAGGAUUUAGAAAAAGGGAGGACUUACUACUAA